This is a messenger RNA of Gossypium raimondii (Peruvian cotton), 1835 nucleotides long. RefSeq lists its product as uncharacterized. Bases 292 to 1326 code for a protein of 344 amino acids. Gene Ontology annotation, cellular component: membrane. The record is from RefSeq and is a predicted model, not a curated record. The transcript has 5 exons. NCBI's taxonomy places the organism in Eukaryota, Viridiplantae, Streptophyta, Magnoliopsida, Malvales, Malvaceae. Gene Ontology annotation, biological process: Golgi vesicle transport.
GCUGUCUGUUAUGAUCUUUCAAAUCUAUAUAAUAAUUCACUUUCUGUCUCCUUCUUGAUUUUCUCUCUUUAGCCGAAUCCUUCUACCUUUCACCAUUCUUUUCCGAUUCAAAUCUUGAAGAUUUUGUUCAUCUGUGACUUCAGUUCCUGGAUUAUUUAAGGAGCCUUUAGAUUUCAAAUUUUAAUUAGCUUUUUUUCUUUCUAAUAUAUAAAAACAACCAAAAUUGUGGGCGCAGAUAUCGUUGAUUUGGUUUCGUUUCAUUGCAAAUUAUUGUCUCAAUUCGUUUUUGAGAUGGCUUCGAGUUUUGACCGAUGGGAAAAAGAUCCUUUCUUCUCUGUGGCUGAAGAAGUUCAGGAAUCUGCGGACAGGAUGGAAUCGACAUAUCGGACAUGGAUACACGCCAGCAAAGACGUUUGUAGUUCGUGGAAUUUCGAGGAACUUCGUAGAGACCUGCGUACUACCCUUGGCACCACAAAAUGGCAGUUAGAGGAGUUUGAAAGGGCUGUACAAUCAAGCUACAAUGCAAAUUCAAGUGAGGACGUGAGAGACAGGCAUCGAGAUUUUAUUGUGGCAAUUGAGGAUCAGGUUUCAAAGAUUGAAAAAUCAUUGCAGGAAUCAGCCCUUUUGGAGGGUAAGACAUCAAUGCCUUGGGUGCGAUUGGACAAAGGUGAAUGCGAUGAUCUUGCUUUAUUUUUGUCCGGACCAACUGUAUCCGGUGAAAAGGAACUUCCUCCUAAGAGUCAUUCUAGGACUAAUGAAAUCCCACGAGGAAUCAAUAUAGAAUCUGUGCCACAUUGCUCUAAGAAUUCAGGUCAAUCUGUUGAGUGGAGCUCCUCCGAGGCUAAGGGCGAGAAGUCACAUGGGCAUAGGAGGACUGCUAGUGCUAGUGCCAACAUUGGCACUUGGAAGAUUGCUAUCGGUGGGGAUGUUUUAGAACAGAACUCUUCCAAUGGUCAGCCCUCCAUUCCCCCACGAAAGGUACCAAGCUUCUCUGGUUUCCUAAAUUCAAUGGAAUCUGUAGCCAAGGUGAAGUGGUCGAAGAAUGGUUUCAGGAAGUGGAAGGCAGUAGAUUGUGAUUCGGAGUCUAAUACAGAGUUGUUGAGAUCUCCUCAGCUGGCUACGGGCCUCAAUGCAUGCUAUGAACGAAGUAAGAGUUGCCUAGAUUGUGAUAAUUAUGAUAAGCAACUUUACGGCUGGUAUGGGGCUAUUCAAAGACUACUCCAAAGGUCUCAGUAUCAAAUGCGGUAUGGUCAUCCCAUUCGACUAGCAGUUUGGGUUGUCCUCUUCCUUUGUUUGAUUGUUUUAAUUGGAUUUUAUGCAAUAUGAGGACACAGAAUCUUCGACUGGCAGUUCAUACUCAGUGGCUAAAUAUUUUGGGGGAAGGUUGUUAAGGGGUCCAGCUUGUGCAAGUUAUGCUGGCACCCUGAUGUUAUACACGGUGAAGUAUUGAGUGAAGGUAGUACAACAAAAAGUAAGUACCUUUUCCCCUUCACUUUUCCUUGACAACCUCUUGUUUCUCUGUCUCCUCCGAUUUUGAUUAUUCGGGCUAGGGGGAAGUCCUGUUGUUACCAGGGAGCAGAGGGAUGAUUGAUUUGAACUGAGGCAGUCAGAUGAUGUAAUAUAUGUAUUCUUUUUCUUCUGGAAUAGUACUUUGUAUUAAUACGAACGUGUAGCAUUUUAACCCUCCAUUCCCUACCAGUUUCGUUUAAGUUGUAACCAAUUAAGAGCUGCAGAAGGGAAGUGGGAAUUUCAUCUAAUUUGGAUCUCAAACCUAAAUGGCAGAAAGUGUUGAAGUUCCUUUGCUGGUCUCAUCCCAGCUCCAUCUUUAAACUUAA